Molecule: messenger RNA, 2817 nt
Organism: Dissoconium aciculare CBS 342.82
Lineage: Eukaryota; Fungi; Ascomycota; Dothideomycetes; Mycosphaerellales; Dissoconiaceae
Product: HET-domain-containing protein
Exons: 1
Coding region: 141-2543 (800 amino acids)
Source: RefSeq, a predicted model, not a curated record
UGAGUGAUGGCGACUCGAUUUGCCAAUUCUGCCGGCAUCUUCGUCUGAAACAUCUGCUUGUUUGUCGUCGCAAAGAUUGCUUGGACGUUCCGGUGCGCAUUGGUCAAUUCAGAGAUGCGCAAUGCUCCUGCUGUGUCUUUAUGUUGAAGCACCUCAACGGGCGCGGUUCCGAUGCCGCGAGACUGCGUACCAGCGAAUUUAACGAAGCAACUCGGGGCGAUCAUGACUCUCUUGCACCCUCUUACAAUGGACAACGUCUGACAUUUGGGAUGGCGCAACCUUUGAUUUCCCUACGCGUGGGUGCAAACGGCGAAGUCAACCACGAAUUCCUGGUCCGAGAUAAUGGACCGGUCAUGGAAGCCGAUCCGUCAACCCAAAAGCUACAUCAUCUGCCCAAAUACGUCGAUUGGCGAUACUUCCGGGAUUUUCCCUUUGGUAUGACUCUGACAUAUGGCGAUGGCGGUCAUACGAUUGGAAUCCCCUCAGGGAUGAUUGAGCAGCCCGGACAUUGGGAGGCGAGCGCCCUGCCCGAGCAGUUCCGCUGCGUGGACGUGGUCGAUGAAUGUGUCUGUUUCAGUCCCCGAGGGAGUCCCUACGUUGCGCUGAGUUAUGUUUGGGGCCCUGUCAAGUCUUCGGACCUCCAAGCUACUAUGGCAAACAUACAGUCUCUGGGCCACACACGUGCUCUGUCGCAAAUUGAGCUGCCGCAAACGAUCAGAGAUGCCAUGACAGUGUGCAAAGAGCUCAACCUUCGUUACCUCUGGGUCGAUCGUCUGUGCAACGUACAAGAUGCGCCCGACCUCUCAGAGCUCAUCGACAGUAUGGGUCUCAUCUAUGCAAAUGCCAUAUUCACGAUAGCUGCAACGGCGGGCGAGGAUGCACACCAUGGACUUCCAGGCGUCAGUAAACCACGCUCGUGGAGUCAAGGGACCUGGAACGUCUUGGGUCUGGAAAUCGUCACAUCUGCGCCGUACCUCGACCAGAUCAUAGUCAAGAACAAAUGGAACACAAGGAGCUGGACCUACCAAGAGCAAGUCAUGUCCAAGAACUUGCUCUACUUCACUGACUACGGCAUGUACUAUGUCUUUUCUGAAGCGAACGUGAUCAUGUCCGAAACUCGUAUAGGUUUCGACUGGGGCCGCGGCAUUAGCAAUACAUUGAAAUCACGGCAAAGUUACCACUUUGCCCUACCCGAAUACACACGACGCCAUUUGAGCUAUCCCUCCGAUUACCUGAGAGCGUUUUCGGGUUUGCUAUUUUCGCAGUAUGGCAGCCAGACGAUGUGGGGCUUGCCAUGCGCAGAUUUCGAUCGGGCUUUACUCUGGAGACCGAGAGAAGCAGCGGCGGACUCUGCGAGAAACGACACGACAAACUUUCCAACCUGGUCGUGGACUUCUGCCGGAGAAGUUCGACAAACACAAGAGAUCGAAGUGAUUUCCGUAGCGUUAUGGUUCUGCAUCUCUGAUCACGAGUACGACGAAAUCGUAGUGCUCGCGCCCAAAUUGCAGGGCUGCCCCUUCACUCAUACAGAUGGGACUGGGGCGGCUGGAAGGGCGCGACUGAUAGCAGCGCUCGCGCUGCGAGAGGGUUGCUUUCUUUCGUCUUUUCCCGGUGAUUUCAACAUGCAGACUGAUCAGAUUCAUCUCGGCAGACUGCUCGCCGAAAAAUGGCCCCAAUAUAUACUUUUCUGGCGGGAGAUGUUCACUUCUUCUCGGUACGACGUGCACUCGGAGCAGAUCCUCUCGCGGUCACAAAGGAAAGCUGCCACUGCCCAGCCUGGCCGGGUCAUAGUGCAUACUCAGAUCGUCCCGUGUAGCAGCUUGUCUUUGGAUACUUCUCUCCAACAUCUGGUCGCCCGUGAAGACUAUAGUUUUAACUUAGCGAUCAUUCGAGACCACAGUGGUUUUCCUGUAGGUCAUAUCUCCCUGCCUGCCACAUUCCUCCAAGAGCUGGACUUACCGGGUUCAAACCAGCGCUAUCACUUCAUCUCCCUGGCGGUGACACAUGCAGAUUGUGAGGGCCCGGUGACGGUGCGUCCAUGGCCGGAGGUCGCGGAUCCAGAUGAAUUGACAGAGAUGCUAUGUCAAUUGAUAGCCUGCCCGUGCAAACGCACCGCAAUUGAUGGUGAAAGCAGAGAUGACUACAGCUCCCGCGACCACGAUAGCAUCGACAAGCCUGUCCACCUAGACCUCUGCCCGUUGUAUACCGGCGCAAAUGGCAAAGGGUCUGCCGCCACCGAAUUAGUCCAAUCGAGAGGCGACGCAUAUGCUCCGGGUCGUCCAUCUAAAUCACACCAACGGCGGAUGAUCGAGGACACAUUCGGAAAGAAAAUGUUCGACCAGCUUGGAUACCGAGAUCGCAACGGCAAGAACAUCCUCAAAUUCCGUGAAUCUUAUGCCUAUGAGGUGCCUGCGCUCAAGGCGAUGCUCAUCCGCCGCAGUGCGACCGAGCCGCAUGUGGCGACGAGAGUGAACAUCGGUCAGAUCUACAUGAAGAAAUGGUUACAGGCUCGACCGCGAUUCGAGACGGUGGUAUUGGCCUGAGAGGUUCGGACAUAGUCAUGCUCCCUAGGAAGUAUCGUGUUGGGGAUUACCACGCCGCAUGGUGCGUCUAUUGUCGUCUUCGUACAAUGUCCGCUGGCGCAUACGCCAAAGCAAGAACAUCCACAAGUACAGCGAGAGGACUCGUUAUGUCUCAUAUUGUGGGAAUGUUGUUGUCUUUGUUGUCGUGGUGCCGCAUGGCACGCCUGGCCGGGCCAUUUGCGGCACAGCAGUCGCCUGGUCAAGGUGGGUAUGGCUCGGCCCAGGAUCAGCCCAU